GUUUAACAUUCAUUCAUCAAUGAAGAAUCAUUUCCCCUUAACUAUUUUCUUAUGUUAUUAUCUUUUCGUCUCUCUUUUAUUCGGAUCGAAUUUAUCUUCUCAAUACUUUCCUCUAUCGCUUUUUAAGCUUUGGAAAACAUAUACAAACUUGAUAUCUUCCCCUACAAUGGCUGUACUUCUUCAAACGAAGUACACUCUAAGUCCCAUCACAAACAACAUCCCAAGAAGCCAUCGUCCGUCGCUUCUCCGUGCACGUGUUACGUGCUCUCUUACCCCCGCCAAGAAGUCUCAUCCUAACCGUGAGAAGCUCGUUCUUGAGAAACGCCUUGUGAACCCUCCUCCCUCCAACGACCCAACUCUACAAUCUACACUGACCCACCGGUUAUGGGUCGGAGCGGGUUGCACCACCGUGUUUGCCUCUUUUGCCAAGUCUAUUAUUGGAGGGUUUGGUUCUCAUAUCUUGCUCGAACCAGCUUUAGCCGGUUACGCAGGUUACAUCUUAGCUGAUCUUGGCUCUGGUCUAUACCACUGGGCCAUCGAUAACUACGGUGAUGAGUCAACGCCUCUAGUAGGAACCCAAAUCGAAGCUGCACGAGGUCACCACAAAUGGCCUUGGAUAAUCACCAUACGUCAAUUUGCAAAUAAUUCACACGCUCUGGCUCGUGGAAUAACCUUUACGGUUCUUCCACUAGUUCUUGCAUGUAAUGACCCGGUGGUUCAUGGCUUUGUGAGCAUGUUUGCAUUUUGCAUAUUGUUUUGCCAACAAUGUCAUGCUUGGGCUCAUGAAAGAAAGAGUAAGCUUCCACCUCUUGUUGUGGCGUUUCAGGACAUGGGGCUUCUCCUUUCACGAAGACAGCACGUGAAUCAUCACCGCCACCACCGUACGUAUAUGAGUUACUGCAUAGUGAGUGGGGUAUGGAACAAUGUUUUGGAUGACAAUAAGAUCUUUGAGGCAUUAGAAAAGGUGUUAUAUGUCCAGUUCGGGGUGAAACCUAGGUCAUGGAGCCACCCAAACUCCGAAUGAACAUACGAAUUUGAUAUCUCCAACAACCUAGCAUAUACAUUAAUCAUCCAGAAAAAAAUAUUCGAUUCAAUUUCUUAAAUAAGUAAAUCAUUAAACGAUAAAUUUUCCAUCUUUUGUUUUAUCUUAUUUCUCAUCUUGUAAUAAUGUUCUUGUAUUGUCUCAUAUAAAGUCUCGAAUACCUCUUUUGUUUCUCUA
Brassica oleracea var. oleracea is the source of this 1219-nucleotide messenger RNA. Its product is annotated as fatty acid desaturase 4-like 2, chloroplastic. The record is from RefSeq and is a predicted model, not a curated record. The transcript has a single exon. Lineage: Eukaryota; Viridiplantae; Streptophyta; Magnoliopsida; Brassicales; Brassicaceae. The coding region runs from base 20 to 1024 and encodes 334 amino acids.